Messenger RNA from Heterotrigona itama, 1694 nucleotides. The record is from the annotation of a GenBank genome assembly. NCBI's taxonomy places the organism in Eukaryota, Metazoa, Arthropoda, Insecta, Hymenoptera, Apidae.
UUCUAUGUAGCAUCUGUAAACUUUGCUGAGGUAAGAGAAAUUGUUUCUUGCUAUUUUAAUAAGAAAAUACUUGUUUACUGAUUUUUGACUUAUAAAAAUUACUUUAUAAUACUAAUUACAUCAUAUUACAUUAAUAAAAUGCAAAGAAUAUAAAAUAUUUGUGAUUAUUUAAGUUAAAAUGUGUAUAUGCCAUGUGGUCACAUAACCACAAUUUUCUUUAACAUCAUAUGAUUAAUUAUAUCGAAUUUUUACACAAGUAAAAUUCAUGUUUUAUAAAUAUUUAUGAAAUAAAUAAAAUAUAUAAAACAAAUGAAAUAAAAAAAACUAACAUGAUGAUAAAACAAAACGUCUGAUAAUCUGAGAACUACACAGAAGCUAGAAAUAGCAGAACCCAUCUGUGUACAGAUUAUGAGAUUAUACAUUACACGAAUGUGUAGUCUGAUUUUAAUCUUUAUGAAAAUAUCUUGCAACAAUAAUAGUAAAGUAUAUUUAAGUAAGUUUUUUUUAUUUUUAGUCCUUAAACGUUCCCUAUACACACUUCAAGAUGGGUAGGGAGGACAAGGCAACAUGGAAAUCCAAUUAUUUUACAAAACUUGUUGUAAGUAUUCCAGAUGUUUUACUGAGGUGUUUUAAUUAAUAUAUUUAGAUCAUUUCUAUAUUCUUUUCUAUAUAUCUUUAUGUAGCAACUAUUGGAUGAUUAUCCAAAAUGUUUUAUUGUGGGUGCUGACAAUGUUGGUUCUAAACAAAUGCAACAAAUCCGUAUGUCUCUUCGUGGGAAUGCUGUUGUAUUAAUGGGAAAAAACACUAUGAUGAGGAAAGCUAUUCGUGGUCAUAUCGAACGUAAUGCUGCCCUUGAAAAACUUCUUCCGCAUAUUCGUGGAAAUGUUGGUUUUGUUUUUACACGUGGAGACUUAAUCGAAGUAAGAGACAAACUAUUGGAAAAUAAAGUCAGAGCACCAGCCAGAGCAGGUGCUAUUGCACCAUUAAGUGUAAUUAUUCCUGCACAAAACACUGGUCUUGGUCCUGAAAAAACAUCAUUCUUCCAAGCUUUGAGCAUUCCUACCAAGAUUUCUAAGGGUACUAUUGAAAUUAUUAAUGAUGUACAUAUUUUAAAACCAGGAGAUAAAGUAGGUGCAUCUGAAGCCACUCUUUUAAAUAUGUUGAACAUUUCUCCAUUUUCAUAUGGUUUACUUGUUGAACAAGUCUAUGAUUCAGGUACUAUUUUUGCACCUGAAAUUUUAGAUAUCAAACCAGAAGAUCUACGUGAAAAAUUUAUGGCUGGAGUGGCAAAUUUGGCUGCAGUAUGUUUAGCUAUUGGCUAUCCUACAAUAGCUAGUGCACCCCAUAGUAUUGCUAAUGGAUUCAAAAAUCUGUUGGCAAUUGCUGCUGUGACGGAUGUUGAAUUCACAGAAGCAGCUACAAUUAAGGAAUACAUCAAAGAUCCAAGUAAAUUUGCUACUGCUGUUGCUGUUUCUGCACCAGCUGCUACUGCUGCUGCUGCAGAAGCACCAGCUGCAGAAAAAAAAGAAGAAAAGAAACAAGAAUCUGAAUCAGAAGAUGAAGAUAUGGGAUUCGGUUUAUUUGACUAAAAUACAGAUGUACAUACAUAUGUAUGUAUGUAUUAUUAUAUGAGUAAUUAUGUAUUUUAAUAAAUCAAAACUUUACGGUGAUUCGUAACAAACAUAGCAUAUCAA